Molecule: messenger RNA, 1740 nt
Organism: Coniophora puteana RWD-64-598 SS2
Lineage: Eukaryota; Fungi; Basidiomycota; Agaricomycetes; Boletales; Coniophoraceae
Exons: 7
Coding region: 1-1740 (579 amino acids)
Biological process (GO): poly(A)+ mRNA export from nucleus; regulation of translational initiation; regulation of translational termination
Cellular component (GO): nuclear pore cytoplasmic filaments; nuclear pore; cytoplasm
Molecular function (GO): inositol hexakisphosphate binding; translation initiation factor binding; phospholipid binding
Source: RefSeq, a predicted model, not a curated record
AUGCGCUUUGGUCUCACUCGAUCGCCUUCGCCUUCGCCUGUGCGCCAGUCUAAGAGAAGCUCGACAUUCGGUCUUCAGUCCGACUCCGAGAGCUCUUCUGAAGAGAACCACGAUGCUACCGAGUCUGACACCGAGUCCUCCUUGAGCUCGUCCUCGUCGGAUUCGUUCUGUUACCGAGACGAGUCGGAGAUACCUCUUCCACCCCCGAGACCACGGCGCGAAUUCUCGUCCCCUGCAGAGCAACGCUACGUUGAAGAAACGCUUGCCUCUAUACGACUGUCCAUACGCCAUCAUGACCCGUACGAGGAGUGGGAGAAGCAGACGCGCAAGGAUGCAUUCCGCACAGCUCGCAGGGAGCAACGCGACGCCCAGUCCGAGCACCGCGCGCGACAUUCUCAGCGUCAUGCGCAGGAAAUUGCCCGGCUCAACCGAGUUCACGAAGCCCAGCUUGCCGACGUGCAGCGCCAGCUCGCUACGCUGCAGAUGAAGCAGCAGUCGGACAUCGACAAAUACGUGCAACAAUGGAAGGAGCGCGACCGGAAGCAACGCGACCGCAUUGAGAGCACUAUCAAGAAAGAGGAGGACAGCCUGCGCGCGCGACUGGAAGCUGAGCAUCGUGCCCGCGAGGAAGAAGAGCGCAAACAGAAGGAGGCCGAAGAGAAGCAGAGGGCGGAGGAGGAAAAGAAGCGCCAGGAAGAUGAAGCGAAGAGGAAGAAGCAACAGGAGGACGACGCUGAAGCGAAGCGCUUGGACGAGAUUGAGCAGAAGAGGAAGGAGCAGCUUCAGGCUGAGGAAGCAGGCCGAAGGCAGAUGGGUGUGACGACUGCUGAGGACGACUGGUCUGAGGCCCGCAAGGUUCUCAAGAACCUCAAAGCUGGUCCUAUGAAGACCGUGAAGGGUACCAAAGAACUCAAGUCACAAUGGAGCGCUAUCAGACGUCAGAUUACACCAAAGAUUGGCCAGCUCACCCAGGACUCCGAGUCUGUUAACCGCAUCACGACCCAAAUCACCGCGCUCAUUCAGCCCAUGAGCCCCCUCCCGGAGCCAAUCUACCUCGCUUCUCUCUCGUCGCUCUCCAAAGCCAUCCUGCUGCAAGCCGAAACAGAAGUAACAGCUGAAAAACGGUCCGCCAUCCCCCUCGCGCUCGUCACCUCACACUUCCUCGCCACCCUCCCGCAUUUCCCCGACGUCUUCUUCGCCAAACUCGUACAGCGCGCCGGCGGGUGGCCCAUCCCCUCCGCCGUCCCCUCCAGAGACGCGGACGGCACCCCCUGGGCGGGCGAGGACGCACGCACCAAGGCGAUGGGGUACCGCAACAGCGGCGCCAACGGCGAGCGCGAGACGGCGGGCGAGUACGUGACGCGCGUGGCGGGCCUCAUGCGUGUGUAUUUCCUCGUUAUGGUGGCUCCGACGCCGCCCGACCGUGCGCCGCCGCCGCGGAUGUAUCAGCUUCCGCGGUUCUGGGCGUAUUUUGCGCGCAUGCUGGGGCAGCCGAGGUUGCUUGAGACGGCUGUGGCUGCGCAGGUUUUACAUGUGGCACUCGACGUCGGUGGCGCGGAGGCGGUCAACGUCUGGGGCGCGCAGUGGGUCAAGCUGCUCGAGCUCCUGUACGAAGGCGCCACGAAGGGCAUCGCGGGCGCAGGCGAGCGCCUGAUCGGCGGGCAGAGCGCUGAAGGGAAGGCCGCGCGGGUGCGUGUGCAGCUCGACGUUGAGCGCAUUAUGCAGGCCAUCCAGGGAUAA